Molecule: messenger RNA, 339 nt
Organism: Leptosia nina
Lineage: Eukaryota; Metazoa; Arthropoda; Insecta; Lepidoptera; Pieridae
Source: the annotation of a GenBank genome assembly
AUGCUUCAGCGUGAACGCUACAAAAUUUGGAAGCAAGCGUACAAUAAUUUAGCGAACAAUCAUUCUAUUACGAUUAUCAUAAAACGUUUCGUGCGCGGCGCCACGGUGUCGCGGUGGCGCGAGGAACUAUCGCGGCGUCUCGGCCGGCGCGGCCUUCGCUUUGAACCUUUACCUAUACGUAUAACUAUUUCUCCGGCAUCGUUGCAUCAACAAUACGCCUCGCUUGACCACGCCGAAUGCCACCGUUGCUCGUGCGGCCCCGUGCGAGAUUCUGUUAGCUUAGCUACGUCAGACUGGGGAAGUGACAUUCGACGUCGACGCUCGCGGAGAAAAAACUAA